AUGGCCACUGUCCUAGCUCCACGGGUAAACACCCAGCUUGGUAAUGGCCUCGCCCUGAAACGGACCAGGCCCUGGAUCCAGUAUCGCCAGCCCGCGUGCAGUGACCCACCUCUCUCGUGGCGGCUUGCGUUAUGCAUUGCUUCCUACCCAGUACAGCUCCACCUCGGCAAAGACCAAUCCACAUACCCUACUUGGUGUACUUACGUUAAAGAUGCAUGUCCCCUCAAGCUCCAUGACCCUCCCGCUUUUGGGGCUCUCUGCUGCUAG
This is a messenger RNA of Bipolaris oryzae ATCC 44560, 267 nucleotides long. RefSeq lists its product as uncharacterized. The coding region runs from base 1 to 267 and encodes 88 amino acids. The transcript has a single exon. The record is from RefSeq and is a predicted model, not a curated record. NCBI's taxonomy places the organism in Eukaryota, Fungi, Ascomycota, Dothideomycetes, Pleosporales, Pleosporaceae.